Molecule: messenger RNA, 1989 nt
Organism: Scatophagus argus
Lineage: Eukaryota; Metazoa; Chordata; Actinopteri; Scatophagidae
Product: rho-related GTP-binding protein RhoV-like
Exons: 3
Coding region: 1068-1742 (224 amino acids)
Biological process (GO): small GTPase-mediated signal transduction
Molecular function (GO): GTP binding; GTPase activity
Source: RefSeq, a predicted model, not a curated record
UAUUAAUUAUUAAUAUAAUCAUUAGCAGCAGUUGUGGUUUUGCAGUGUUCAUAAUAGUGAAACUGUGAGGAUUUAUUUUCUGUAAAUAAAGUAUAGUAUAUUUUUGUGUAUUUAUGAACUCUGUCACCCUGAAAAUGACAGGAUGAAACAUGGGACAUGAAGUUUCGGCUAUAAAUUGCAGCUGGUGACAGUCUAACAAUGCCCCCUCAGCUGUGCCCUUUGCCCUUUUACAUGGGAGAAUGAAGCUGCCUUUGAGUCCUUUCAGAAAACUGAAUUUAUAGAUUGAACAAUACGACAAGGUGGUGCACAAAGCUGGGAGAACUAAACAUUUCUGUGAUACCACAGCUGAUCAAUGAAAUGUAUCAAAAACACAGAAGCCACUGUACAUCAUCACCUAAAUAUAAAAGUUCUCUAUGUGUCUGAUUAACCGUGAAUUACUCGUGAAGUUGUACCACAUGCUGUCACAGCAACUUGGAAGACGAAACGCACAGGAAGAAACUGAAAAGCAGCGUCUGGAUGGAGCACAAAAGUGGACGCCAGCAUGUAAAAGCCUAUUCUGGAGCAACACCUCCCUCUAUGGGCCGAUAGUGAAAUUACAUACAAUUACUUGGAAAAUUGAACGUCACGUUGUGAGGCGCAGGCGCUAGAAGAUCACUGGGAAUGACAUUUUCUAAUUAUCUACGACGACAUAGACAUAUUAUAUAUAUAUAUAUAUAUUUCCUGAGUAUGGAUUUUAUUGUUUAAAUGUAUCAUGCCUGGUGUAGAGCUGCGUGCUGGGGUCUAGCUAACACUUUAUAACUUGCAUAAAGUUUAUCACCAUCAUCAAUCAGCUGAUCUUUUCCAGUGGUCGGGCACGUCUUGGUGGGAGUGACUAUGUUAAUAUGCAUCAAACGGAAACAGACAGUGAUGGGACAUCUCUCAUCUGAUUGGCCGCCUUUGUUCUUUCAAACGGAGGUGUCCUCUCGCCUUUACUGACACCAACGACCCCGUGGGGUAGAAGACAUCUUUUACAGUAAUGCUGCACUCUUGCAAUCUGCCUGGAUAAUGGAGUCAUAAUCUAAGAAAAGAUGGCACAGGCCUGUCAGAGACAUGACAAAGCAAACAGACUGAGGGAAGAGCUGAGCUGCAUGCUGGUUGGUGAUGGAGCUGUGGGAAAGACAAGCAUGAUUAUCAGCUACAUCUUCAAUGGAUACAACAGCGAGUACAGACAAACAGCUUUUGAUGUUUUCACUGGUUUGGUUCAUGUGAAUGGAAUCCCAACUCGAAUCAAGCUGAUAGAUACUGCAGGACAGGAGGAGUUUGGCCAUCUUCGCUCUCUGUGCUAUGCCCACGUGGACGUUUUCAUCCUCUGCUUCAGUGUGGUCAACCCUGUCUCCUUUGACAACAUCACCUCCAAAUGGAUCCCACAGAUCCGUGCUGGCAACACGACCUCUCCCAUCAUUCUGGUUGGGACACAGUCAGACCUUCGGCACAAUGUGGACAUCCUCAUUCACCUGGACCAGCGGAGCACCAAACCAGUGCCCUUCAGUGGGGCCAGAAGGUUGGCACACAGGAUCAGAGCUCACGACUAUGUGGAGUGUUCAGCUCUGACCCAGCACAACCUCAAAGAUGUGUUUGACUGUGCUGUAUUUGCUGCAAUCAAGCACAAACACGCUGCCACAAACUCUAAAAAGCUCAGCCUGCUUAAACGUUUGAAGUUUCUUUGUGACUGUGGAUGGAGGAAAUUGUUCAGGUUCUGCUGAUCGGGAGUCAGUGAGUGGAUUGAAUGUACUCAGAUUUUGCACUGGCAUCCAUUGUGUAAGAAAUGUGAAUAUCUUUAACCAAAAAUCAUUUCAGUGUGAAUGCUACAUUCUGCUCUUUUUAAUAUUCCCCUUCUCGUUGUUGUUCAUAUUUUUGUGUGUUUGUGUGUGUUGAAAUUUUCUAAUAAAUGCACUACAGUUUUAACACAUAUUUAUAUGCUGGUUGUUGUGUUUUCUUUGAAUCAGUGUU